Messenger RNA from Galeopterus variegatus (Sunda flying lemur), 520 nucleotides. RefSeq names its product olfactory receptor 8K1-like. Gene Ontology annotation, molecular function: odorant binding; olfactory receptor activity. Lineage: Eukaryota; Metazoa; Chordata; Mammalia; Dermoptera; Cynocephalidae. The annotation marks the transcript as partial. Gene Ontology annotation, biological process: G protein-coupled receptor signaling pathway; sensory perception of smell. Gene Ontology annotation, cellular component: membrane. The transcript has a single exon. The record is from RefSeq and is a predicted model, not a curated record.
CACUGCAAUGACCGAGGUGACUGAAUUUAUUCUCAUGGGGAUCACUGACAACCCUGGGCUGCAGGCACCCCUCCUUGGAAUCUUCGUCAUAUACUUGGUCACAGUGAUGGGCAAUCUGGGCAUGAUUAUCAUGACCCAUUUGGACUCCAAGCUACACACUCCCAUGUACUUUUUCCUUAGACAUUUGUCGAUUACUGAUCUUGGCUACUCCACUGUCAUCGGCCCCAAAAUGUUGGUUAACUUUGUGGUGCACAAAAACACCAUUUCCUACAAUUGGUGUGCCACCCAGCUAACACUCUUUGAGAUUUUCAUCAUCACUGAACUUUUUAUUCUAUCAGCAAUGGCCUAUGACUGCUAUGUAGCCAUCUGCAAACCUCUUCUCUAUGUGGUCCUCAUGGCAGAGAAAGUACGUUGGGGGCUGGUACUUACCCCCUAUCUCUACAGCACAUUUGUGUAUCUAUUUCUCACAAUUAAAUUAUUUAAAUUGUCCUUCUCUGGAUCUAACAUGAUCGAUUAUUUU